AAGAUCUGUCGUCCUCUCGUUAGGGUUUUCUCCGUUCCAGCCCUCGACCCCUUUACUUUCGCCUCCAAAUCAUCCAAGCGAAGAGGGCCAUCGCGAGAUCUCUAUCGCUGUUCUUCUUCCUGGAUCUGCGUGAUUUUCGUUCCCUAUUCGAAGAUGAUGCAGCCGGGCGGCGGAAUGGUGCAACAACCUCCGAUGGCGCCGCCACCGAUGGACCACCAGCAACAGCAGCAGCAACCGCAGCAGUGGCCCGUGAUGCCACUCAUGCCACCUCUGCCUCAGCCGCAGUACUACCAGGCCGGCCCGCCUCCGCCGAUGUGGAACCAACAGAGCUCUCAGGUUCCGGCGCCUGUCCCUCAGCCUCCGCCGCAGUACCAGCAUCCUGCGCCGCCCGUGAUGCCACCCCAGAUGCAGUACCAGGUUUCUGCGCCUAACCCUGCACCAGCCAUGGCAGCGCAGCAAGGAUCGUCUGAUGAGAUCCGCACGCUUUGGAUCGGCGACUUGCAGUACUGGAUGGAUGAGAGCUAUAUUUACAGCUGCUUUGUACAUACGGGAGAGGUUGUUUCAGUUAAACUUAUUCGCAACAAACAAACUGGGCAGUCAGAGGGUUAUGGUUUUAUUGAGUUUGUAUCUCAAAUGGCUGCAGAACGAAUUCUUCAAACUUAUAAUGGUCAAACAAUGCCUAAUUCUGAACAAGCUUUCAGAUUGAAUUGGGCUUCAUGUGGAGCAGGAGAGAGGCGUGGAGAUGGUGCUGAUUAUACAGUUUUUGUUGGUGAUUUGGCUGCAGAUGUCACUGAUUAUAUGUUGCAAGAGAUAUUUAAGAGCCGCUACUCCUCAGUUAAGGGUGCCAAAAUUGUCACUGAUCGACUUACUGGGCGUUCCAAAGGCUAUGGCUUUGUUAAAUUUGCUGAUCUUAAUGAACAAACAAAAGCAUUGACUGAGAUGAAUGGAGUUUAUUGUUCGACAAGGCCCAUGCGAGUUGGUACUGCUGCUAACAAGAGGGCAUUGGGUAGUCAACAGCAAUAUCCCUCAAAUGUUUCCUACCAGAGUGGACAGAAUGCAGAGUCUGAGAAUGAUCCAAACAAUACUACCAUUUUUGUAGGUGGGCUUGAUUCUAAUGUUACAGAUGAUAUUUUGCGACAAGUUUUUGGCCAAUAUGGGGAAAUAGUUUAUGUAAAAAUACCCGUAGGGAAGCGAUGUGGGUUUGUUCAAUUUUCUAACAGGUUAGCACAUAAUGUACGAGUACCUGAACAUUGUUACUCGUACCUGAUUAUAUUUCUUCCUUUUAUGUUGUCUCUCAGGUCAAGUGCUGAGUCUGCAUUAAGUUCACUAAAUGGAACCCAGUUAGGUGGACAAAAUAUCAGAUUGUCAUGGGGUCGCAGUCCUACCAAUAAACAGCAGCAGCAGCAGGAACCCAACCAGUGGAAUGGAAGCUACUAUGGAUAUACCCAAAACUACGACAACUAUGGUUAUGCUGCCACUCCACAAGAUCCUAACGCAUAUUCAUAUGGAGCAUAUCAAGGAUAUGGGAACUAUCAGCAGCAGCAGCAAUAACUGCUGGCACAGCAACUGCCUCAGUGAUCUGGGGAGCUCAUUGUGGCUCGGCUUGUAAUUUCCACAAGGAAAAACUCGUUACUUUCUGGUUCCUGCUCGCCUCCCCCUUUAAAUCCUUUUACAAUACGUUGAUGUGCGAACUUUGUAGUAGCUACCAAGUCAAUGGGCGAUUGGUGAUUACUCUACUUUAUUGCCUUGGAAUUUUAUCUUUCUAUUGUGGGAUUGUGGUUGUAUGCCAUGUUUUUAAUUACUCAAACUUUCGGUCUUGAUGAUUGUUA
Molecule: messenger RNA, 1829 nt
Organism: Zingiber officinale
Lineage: Eukaryota; Viridiplantae; Streptophyta; Magnoliopsida; Zingiberales; Zingiberaceae
Product: polyadenylate-binding protein RBP45-like
Exons: 6
Coding region: 154-1551 (465 amino acids)
Cellular component (GO): cytosol
Molecular function (GO): mRNA binding
Source: RefSeq, a predicted model, not a curated record